Molecule: messenger RNA, 795 nt
Organism: Cadophora gregata
Lineage: Eukaryota; Fungi; Ascomycota; Leotiomycetes; Helotiales; Ploettnerulaceae
Gene: RPL8B
Product: 60S ribosomal protein L8B
Exons: 3
Coding region: 1-795 (264 amino acids)
Biological process (GO): ribosome biogenesis
Cellular component (GO): ribonucleoprotein complex
Source: RefSeq, a predicted model, not a curated record
AUGCCUCCUAAAGCAGGAAAGAAGGCUGCUCCAGCCCCGUUCCCCCAGUCUAAGGCUGGUUCAGGAUCGAAGAAGGCCCCAAAGAACCCCCUCAUCGAGAAGCGCACCCGAAACUUCGGUAUCGGUCAAGACAUCCAGCCACGUAGAAACCUGUCACGCAUGGUGAAGUGGCCCGAGUAUGUCCGCCUCCAACGCCAAAAGAAGAUCCUCAACCUUCGCCUGAAGGUUCCACCUGCGAUCGCACAAUUCCAAAACGUCCUCGAUAAGAACACCGCCGCUCAAGCCUUCAAGCUCCUCAACAAGUACCGACCAGAGAGCAAAACCGAGAAGAAGGAGAGACUUGUGAAGGAAGCCACUGCUAUCAAGGAGGGAAAGAAGAAGGAGGAUGUCAGCAAGAAGCCAUACGCUGCCAAGUACGGUCUUAACCACGUUGUCGGCCUGAUCGAGAACAAGAAGGCCUCCCUCGUCCUUAUCCCCAACGAUGUCGACCCUAUCGAGUUGGUUAUCUUCCUCCCAGCACUCUGCCGCAAGAUGGGUGUCCCAUACGCCAUUAUUAAGGGCAAGGCCAGACUCGGAACGGUCGUUCACAAGAAGACCGCUGCUGUUCUCGCUUUGACUGAGGUUCGCUCCGAGGACAAGUCUGAGCUCUCCAAGCUGGUUCAAGCCAUUAAGGAGGGUUACUCUGAGAAGUACGAGGAGGCCAAGAGACACUGGGGCGGUGGUAUUAUGGGUGCUAAGGCUGUUGCUCGCACCGAGAAGAAGCGCAAGGCCCUUGAGAGUGCUAUCAAAAUCUAA